GGUAUUUUAAUACAUAAAUGGCAUAAACUGGUAAUGUCGAGACAAUUUCAGGCAGUCUGAGUCAGAGGAGACCUACUAUGUUGUUAGGUAAAACCUGCUUCCAAAGCAAAUCACUGUUUACCGAUGCACAGAAUGUGCCCCCCACUUGUUGUCACACCCGAGUUCAUUACCAUCCUCAGUAGAUGGUGACUAAAAUCUAGCAGCAGUUUAUGAUCUGAUCACUAUUUCGCAUCCUGGUACAAAGGCAAGGGAGUGGACCGAACCCUGCCGGGCCGCUAACAGUACAGCGUGAGCUAAUAAAGAACACGCGGCCACAGUUCACUGACAGUCUGUCAUAAUCCACUUUUGAAAUAUGUAAAAGCCAAGCGUGAAUUUCAAGGCUGCUCGAUACAUUCCUAACUGCCACAUAAAUACUUGGAGGGGAACUAUAGAGAGCGUCAGGGGUUGCAAGACUGUAUUCAAGGGAAGCUAGAAGAGCAGUUGUUUCUCUCCAAUCUUAGAACUAAAGCACUAUUUACACAACAUGAGGUCCGGCUCGUACAAUCAGAAGAGUCUGCAAGUCAGCAGCUCUGGCAGCAGAGUGAGGGUUCUGAGCCCCUCGCCCUCCCGGUGCCGUGGUUCAUCGUAUGAUAGCCGUGGACGUUCAGGAUAUCGCGGCGGUGCUGUGGAGCUGGGCACAGAAAUACACCAGCAACAUGCCAACGAGAAAGAGGAGAUGCAGGAACUCAAUGUCAAGUUUGCCGGAUACAUUGAGAAAGUCCAAGCGCUGGAGAAGAGAAAUGCUGUGCUGCACGCCGAACUGGCUGCCCUGCAGGGGCGCUAUAAAGGAGGCCCCACGGGCAUCAGUGAAGAGUAUGAGCUCAAGUUUAAAGAGGUGCGUGACCUGAUUGAGGCCUUGACUAAUGAGAAGGGAGCGGUCGACAUCGAGAGGGGCUACCUUGAAGAGGAGGUUGAAGUGUGGCGACUUAAGCUGGAGGAGGAGCUGGCACUCAAAGAGGAGGCAGAAAUGAUCCUGAGGGAGUUUCGUCAGGAUGUUGACAAUGCAACGCUGCAGAAGGCCGAGCUGGAAAGGCGCAUAGAACAACUAGUGGCUGAAAUAGAGUUCCUCAAAAAGCUGCACGAUGAAGAGGUGGCUGACCUCAUGAGACAGAUUGAGGACUCAAAGGUUACCGCCGAGCUCGGCGGCGAUCGUCCUGACCUGGCCGCCUACUUGCGCAACAUUCGCGCAGAGAUCGAAUCCGUUGCUGCCCGCAAUGUCCAGGAAGCAGAGAAGUGGUACAAAGCUAAGUUUGACACUCUCAAAGACCACGCUGGCAAACAUGAACAACAGAUGAAGACCAUGAAGGACGAAAUUACCACCUUCCAUAACCAGGUCACAGAUCUGCAAAACCAGAUCGAUGGGCUGAGGGCACGCAAUUCCGCCCUGGAGCAGCAGUUAGAGGACAUGGAGAUGGCUCACUUUGACAAGGUGGGCAACCUGGAGGGCAUCAUUGCUCAGUUAGAGUCCCAGCUCUGUGAAACCAAACUUGAGAUGACCAAGUACCUCCAAGACUACCAGGAACUGCUGCACAUUAAGCUCAAGCUGGACGCUGAGAUCGCUACGUACAGGAAGCUGCUAGAGGGAGAAGAGCAACGUCUCGGUAUUGCCAAAGAUGUUUAAAUAUCCUGCAUCCAUCCAGAGCAGCAGCACUGCACCAUGGAUUGAAGAGAUAAUCUAAUUCAAGUUAAAGACUCCAGAUUUUGUCCCCCGUCAAAUAAUUCUUUUUCCCCGACCAACUUAUUAGCCUCUUGCUUGCUUUCCAUUUCCAAGUACCUCCAGGACUACCAGGAACUGCUGCACAUUAGGCUCAAGAUCGCUAGAUACAGGAAGCUGCUACAGAGAGAAGAGCAUUGGCUCGGUAUUGCCAAAGAUGUUCAAAUAUCCUGGAUCCAUCCGAAGCAGCAGCAGCAGCAUUGCACCACGGAGUGAAGAGACGAUCUAACUCAAGUUAAAAACUCCAGAUUUUAUCCCUGUCAAAUAUUUUUUUUCCCCACCAAUCUACUGGCUCCUUGCUCGCUUUCCAUCCUUUUUUUUUUUUGAUUCUGCUCUUGUCAUCUUUUCCAUUAUCCCCUUUGCAGUUAUCUCAGUCUUCCUUAUUUUGAUCUUUCUUCAGUUUCCACCCUUUUCGUCACCUCUGAUCCUGCACUUCCCUGCCUCCCUCUCUGCCAAAACCAUUUACUAAUGUGUUUUUUUUUUCUCCCCCACUAUCACUCCUUUCCACUGUUGGUGGUUUCAAACCCAGCAACCUCACCACAAAAUCCUUUAGUUCUGCCUUGAUGUGUGACACAUCUCAGCCCACACACAGCAGAACUUAGCACGUGGGCUCUGCAUAAAACAUUCAUGUUCCAAGUGUUUCAGUGAUGAUGCAACUGUUGACCCUUCCACACUAAUGUUGAUCAACUGUUACCUAAUAAAGAUUGAAGUGAGUGCACAUUACGCGCUGCAGUGGUUUCUUUCUUUUGUCUUGUCUUUUGUUGUGGCUUGCAUUUUUUUUUCCACAUCGAAAAAAUCUUACCCAGUCGUGGUUUUUGUUUACUCAAAAUGAAGCACAUCAAAAGAUUUCAAAAGAUCUUUACAACCAGUCAGAAGAAAGAGAUAUAACGAAAUGUAUUUGCACCAGAGGAAAGAGUCAACAACAGCCUGCUGAAACAAAAAAAGUUACAGCUACAGAAAUUUUACUUAGAAAUGUUGCUCUGUAAGAGGGAGGUGAGCAGUCGUGUGUUAAUUCAAUGAACUGAUUAAAUUGUUUGCCAGAAACAGAUAAUUAUUUAUUUUUGGAGAUGUGUGACCUUUAUUCUUCCAAGAAUCAAAAAAUGGAUUCGCUAUUAAAGUUUUUUUUUGUAUUUGCGUUUGCG
Cynoglossus semilaevis (tongue sole) is the source of this 2895-nucleotide messenger RNA. RefSeq names its product desmin (gene vimr1). NCBI's taxonomy places the organism in Eukaryota, Metazoa, Chordata, Actinopteri, Pleuronectiformes, Cynoglossidae. Gene Ontology annotation, molecular function: structural constituent of cytoskeleton. Gene Ontology annotation, biological process: intermediate filament organization. The transcript has a single exon. Gene Ontology annotation, cellular component: cytoplasm; intermediate filament. The record is from RefSeq and is a predicted model, not a curated record. The coding region runs from base 524 to 1660 and encodes 378 amino acids.